AUGGAUUAUGAAAAGAAGUUCAAAGCCUAUCAAGAUCACGCGAAUUUCAUUCAUCAACCGCCCAAGCCUCUGCAUCCGACCAUAGCCUCGUGGCCUUUCGAAGCAUGGGGGCCUGAUCUGGUUAGCGCUAUAACACCUAAGUCGUCAGCAGGGCACUCAUGUAUCCUUGCAGCCACUGACUACUUUUCAAGAUGGGCUGAGGCUGUCGCUCUAAGGGAAGCUAAGAAAGAAAACGUGGUGGAUUUUAUCCGCACUCAUAUCAUUUAUCGGUACGGUAUUCCCCAUCGGAUCGUGACGGAUAACAGGAGAUAA
This is a messenger RNA of Benincasa hispida (wax gourd), 312 nucleotides long. RefSeq lists its product as uncharacterized. NCBI's taxonomy places the organism in Eukaryota, Viridiplantae, Streptophyta, Magnoliopsida, Cucurbitales, Cucurbitaceae. Gene Ontology annotation, molecular function: nucleic acid binding. The record is from RefSeq and is a predicted model, not a curated record. Gene Ontology annotation, biological process: DNA integration.